Molecule: messenger RNA, 1380 nt
Organism: Argiope bruennichi
Lineage: Eukaryota; Metazoa; Arthropoda; Arachnida; Araneae; Araneidae
Product: reticulon-4-interacting protein 1, mitochondrial-like
Exons: 10
Coding region: 138-1343 (401 amino acids)
Cellular component (GO): mitochondrion
Molecular function (GO): oxidoreductase activity
Source: RefSeq, a predicted model, not a curated record
UAACCAUUUUUAUUUAAAAUUUACGAAUGGCAACAAAACAAAAUUGCGUUAGUUUUGGUUUGUUUGAAGUUCUGUUUGAAAGGUGUAAGAGCUGUAUUGUAUACGAAAGAAAUUGAUCUUCGCUGAAUUGUUACGGCAUGCAUCCAUCACACCUUUGGAGAAAAGGUGUAUUGUCAACAUGUCGUUUCCUUCACUCUGCUCAAAAAUGUGGUAUGAAGACAAUGCAAGCAUGGCAGGCAUUUGAAUAUGGAAGUCCUGAAAAAUUACAAUUAAAUACAAUGGCAGAAAUACCUGUAAUAAAAAGUAGCAUUGAUGUAUUAGUUAAAGUUCAUGCAGCCAGUGUGAAUCCAUUAGAUGUCUGCAUGUUAGAGGGCUACGGCUCAACAGCUUUCAAUUUUGUUCGACAAGUUAACAAUUGUUCUUUAACCCCACAAGAAUUUCCUUUACAGCUAGGGCGUGAUUUCUCAGGAACUAUAGUGCAUGUUGGAAAAUGUGCUAAAAAUUAUAAGGUUGGAGAUGAGGUUUGGGGAGCUUUAAGCCCUUGGCAAACUGGUACUCAUGCUGAAUAUGUUUUGGCACCAAUCUGCUAUAUAUCCAAAAAACCUAGUUCGAUUAGCCAUGCUGAAGCAGCUUCAUUUCCUUAUUCUGCUCUAACUGCCUGGUCCGCUAUCAAAAUAUUUGGUGGACUUUGUGAAAAAUCUACUUAUGGGAAAAGAGUAUUAGUAAUUGGAACAACUGGUGGUGUAGGAAUGUUUUCCGUACAGUUAUUAAAGUUAUGGGGAGCUGAUGUUACUGCUGUGUGUGCAACAGAUGCUGUAGAAUUAGUCCAAAGUCUUGGAGCUGAUACUGUUCUAGAUUAUCAGAGUCCAGAAUUUAAACAAAAUCUAAAAGAACUUAGUGGAUUUGAUGUAAUAUUGGAUAAUGUUGGUGGCGAAUAUCCAGAUUUAACAAUUGAUCUGCUGAAAAAAUGGAAAAACAGUAAAUAUGUUACUGUUGUUUCUCCACUACUAAAAAAUGCAGAUGAACGAGGAUUGGUAUUAGGAACAUUUAUGUCUGGUCUACAAGCUAGCUAUGAUACAGCAAUGUCACUCAAGGAUGGCAGAUCCUUUAGGUGGGCUUAUUUUGUUCCUAAUGGCUGUACAUUAAAAUCCAUUGCAAAACUCGUUGAUAACAGACAGGUAAAUCCUGUGAUAGAAAAAGUUUACAAAUUCGAAGACAUACCUCAGGCUUAUGAAAAGGUUGCAAAAGGGCAUGCUCGAGGAAAAACUGUAAUAGAUUACUCAUUGUGUGGUGAAGAAAUUAACAAAGAAGAAUCAAACAGUGAACCAAAGCAGAAUGUGUAAAAAGUUUAAUAAAAAAUAAAAUACAAGACAUCACUAA